Messenger RNA from Pichia kudriavzevii, 2724 nucleotides. RefSeq lists its product as uncharacterized. Lineage: Eukaryota; Fungi; Ascomycota; Pichiomycetes; Pichiales; Pichiaceae. Gene Ontology annotation, molecular function: DNA-binding transcription factor activity, RNA polymerase II-specific; zinc ion binding; DNA binding. The record is from RefSeq and is a predicted model, not a curated record. The coding region runs from base 1 to 2724 and encodes 907 amino acids. The transcript has a single exon. Gene Ontology annotation, biological process: DNA-templated transcription; regulation of DNA-templated transcription.
AUGCCUGAAUCGACUUUGGAGAAGAAAAAGACGCCCAAGGCUUGUGAUGUGUGUCGUGCAAGGAAGGUGAAGUGUGAUGGGCGUGAGCCGUGCUCGAAAUGUAUUAAGAACCAGCAAGAAUGUACAUACAAUUACCGUUUUAAGGAACGGGUUAGACGCAAGGGGACCAACAGUAUCAACAUGGACCCUCAACCUAAAAGAAAGAGAGGGAGGCCGAAGAAGAACCAAUCAAUAGAUAUGCCUAAUAAAAGUGCUUCUCUGGAUGAUAUUUUCAUUCCGUCGACAUCAGCCACACCGUUUUUACCAGCAGCAACCUCAACAACAAUGGUACAAACACCAUCAACAAUAGUACACACACCUUCAUCAAUGCCAGCGCCACCUGUACCGCCAAUAAUCAACCCAACGUCUCUGUCAACAUGUAUGCCUCAUCCAAGCCCGCCGUUGAUUCAAAGUAACAACAAUGAGAGUCAUGAUAGUCAUCUCAACGAAAGUAAUUCCCGCUUAUUUUCGAAUGUAAGCCCUGGAGCUAUCAGUCAUACGUAUAAUAUGAAUCCAUCGCAAUCUACAGCACCACGUCAGCCAACAAUGGAAGAUAGGUUAUCGAAACUGGAAUCGAUGCUACAUUCACUUUUGGAGAGAAUAAAUCCUGCUAGUUCUCCUUCAAAUUCCAACAAUUUGUUAAAUUAUGGGAAGUCUGAUUCGUAUACUCCGCAAAAUGCCUUUAAUAAUGGUGCAGAGAAAGAAACUGAGACACCGAUGUGGAAUGGGUUGUUUCUACACACGGCGGUCUUUUUUUUGUCGAAAGUUGGUUUGAUGGUAUUAGAGAAAAGAAUGGAAAGACCAGAAGUCUUGAAGCCUUUGAAACUGGUUUUACAGUUAUACUCGCCAUUCGAGAAGAAGCUAUUAUCUAAAUGGACAACACCAAUACUCAGUGAAUUCUUGACCCCAUUACCUAGUCGAAAUGAUAUUGAAUGUUUGAUGCAAUUUUUGAAAAUGCGUAUAUUUUAUCAUAAAACUAUUGAUUUGGAAUAUCUUGACUAUUUGUAUAAGUGCUAUUGUGAUUGUCGUGAUGGGUUGAUUCCAGAGCCAAACUUUUCAUAUUCUGAUUACUUCUUCAUGAAUUCAUGUUUGCUAACAGCGUCACUUUACGCUUUAGAAAUCAGAGAGUUUAAAUUUAAUAUUACAAUGCAGUUCCCAAGUAUUGACUUGCGGACUCUUGUUGAAAAAUUACGUGAUAAUGCUCUAUUCUACUACAACAAAACUUUAAUUAUCUCUGGUGGGUUGAAUUCAAUUACGAGUUGUUUGCUUCUGGCAGAAUAUGCGGAUUUCACCUCCUCAUCACGUGCAGCAUAUACCAUUUCAAAUACAGCAAUAAGGCACGCCCAAGAUUUGGGUUUACAUUUAGAGAACACUUACCGUGGCCUCAAUCCAAAGGAAAAAGUCUUAAGGCUUAAUGUGUGGUGGGCAUGUUAUGCUAUCGACAAGGAAAUGUGUAUAAGGUGGGGACAGCCUCCUGUUCUCAGUGAUCGGGAUAUCAGUGCUCCUCCAUUAUCCGGUUUUGAGCCAUUCUGGUCCUCAAAUGUGAGUUCAAAAAAGAGGAGUAAGCGAUUUGUGCAUGGAUUGGAGAUCAAGUCUACAUUAGAGUCUCUGUCGGGAAAUAUGUAUGAUAUUACUGUUAUGGAGCAGUUUGUCACGACUGAUUACGCUUUGCUAAUUUCUAAAAUUCAUAGUUCUUUCCUACAAGCAAACUCCUUAAAGCAUCUAUCCAAUAAAGAUGUUUCACUGCUAAAGGACUCUCUUUUAAAUGAACUCGAGUGUUGGAGAAAUAACAUACCUGAGGAACUUCGACCAAAAUCAGAUAGUGACGAGGAUUAUACUAAGUUUUUCAAGUAUAUCAACCAACUAAGGGAAUCAACCGACUUGCUAUCAGCGUUCAAAAUGAUUUUCUGCACAAUAUGUUUUGUCAGGUACCAUCAUGUUAAGAAUGUUAUUUUCCACAGCUAUAUUAAUUACUAUUACGUAAAUCAUGAUGACGAGAUUAUGUGUCAUGAGAGUUUAAAGGAAAUCACUGCAAGCUCAAGGGCAAUCUUGAAAAUCGCAUGUUAUGUCGAUACAUCAUGUGCAAGCUAUUCAAAUUAUUUUGUUUUUUAUCCAUUUAAUGCGUUUUUAACAAUCUGUGGCUAUUAUAUUCAUCUGGAUGAAAAACCUUUGAAAAAUGUUAUUGAAUCUGAUCUUCAGUUAUUAAGUGAUUGUAUCAAAUACCACGUCUUGCCGUACAUUGAAACCUUCAGGAUAAGUGAAAACGGCAGAAUUAUUGAAUAUGUCUUUAAAUGUAUGUUAUAUGCCACCUAUGAGACAUGCUUGACGAGAUUUGGUGAUCUAGAUUUUAGCAUUGAGGGCUUGGAUGUUUUUCAGGAAAUUCCAAAGUUAGCUGAAGACGAAAAUAGUUUAAAGAGUCUAAUAACUGAAUCUGGUACAGUGAAGGAAGAUGAACGUCCGUUUGUAAAAAUGCCAUAUUUUGAGCGUCCAAAAUUUCAAACGUUGAAUGACAGAACACCGAGUGUUCCAUUCCUUUUGAGUCCCAAUUGUCCAAAGGCUAUACCUGGAUUCAAGGAUCCCAUUGUUGAUAAUGAUGGAGAUGGUGUGUUUUACGACAUGAUGAAUAUCCCCAACUAUUUCCUGGAUUAUAUUGACAGAUACCCAACAACUCCUAAUUUCCAAUGA